UGGAAUGGCUGUAGCAUUUUUUCCCUGAUGACAGUAAACGUUGCAUUUUGUUUGGCAAAAACAGUGAAAAUAUAAUUAUGCUCAAUGAUGACAAUCAGCAUUUUGUCCAAUAAAGACUGUGAAUGCAGCAUCUUUCUUACCAGCAACUACAGUGAGUUCAGCGAAUUAAGUAAGAAAAGUGAGUGGAGCAUUUUGUUCCAUUGUGACAGUGAAUGCAACAUUCUUUUUUCCAUGUUCACUGAAUGCACCAUUUGCAUCACAGAAACUUGACAGUAGCUUUUUUCCUUUAUCUGCGUCACUCUGUUGUCACUCUUUCCAUAUUCUGUGUUUGAUGACAUUAUAAAUUAACUUUUUCAGCACUUAUAAGUAAAAUAUAUUUUUUAAUUGAAUUGAUGUUUAGUGAUAGCUGCGGGUUUAGCUCAUGACACUUUUUAAUUAUGAAACAGAUUUUUAUUUUCAAAGGAAAGUUUUUAAAAACUUUCUUUUGAAAGUUUGAAAGAAAGAAAUUGACCUCCUUCCCUGCUAGGAGCUAAACCCAGAGUCCCAGAACCUCAGGUUGGGAACCACAAAGCUUUGUCCGGGACUCAGGUGUUCUCCUAAGUGCAUGGGUCUGCUGAGGCGGGAGCGUCAGAAAGUGAAGGAGGUGCGUGUCUGAGGAGGAGGAGGAGCUCAGCCUCUCCUCCCUUUGCGUGUCUUCAGUGUGUCCGUGGGUUCCGCGGCAGCCGGAGUGGAGAAGCGGUUGCAGAAACUCAGCCUGCACCUGAACGCACCUGCGAUGCUCCUGGAUGCGCCUGUCCGCGCUCUCCUCCUUCUGAGCGGGGAAACUCUCCGAUGUGAGCUCGUCUGUGCGUAAAAGUGUCCGGCUCCGUCAUGGCUUAUCCUCAGGGGUUCCUCUUCCAGCCCCCCGUGUCCCUGGCUCUGCCCUUCAGCUCCGGGAUCAUCCUGGGUCAGAGGACCGAGGGCUCAGCCUUCGCUCCGUACUCCUCAUCCGCGACCUCCUCCCCCGGAUUCAGCUCCCACUCGCCGUACGGAGGAGAGCCGCGGGCCGCCGCCACCAUCAGCUCCUUCAUGAACCCGGGCUACGAUCCGUCCUCCGGUGUCUCCGGAUCCUUGGACUACCAUGCCUUCGGGCCCCUGGGGGCCUACCCGUACGGAGACCCGACCUACAGGAAGAACGCCACGCGGGACGCCACGGCCACGCUCAAGGCCUGGCUGAACGAGCAUCGGAAGAACCCGUACCCCACCAAGGGGGAGAAGAUCAUGCUGGCCAUCAUCACCAAGAUGACGCUGACGCAGGUCUCCACCUGGUUCGCCAACGCUCGGCGGCGGCUGAAGAAGGAGAACAAGAUGACAUGGACGCCGCGGAACCGGAGCGAGGACGAGGAGGAGGAGGACGCCAUCGACCUGGAGCGCACCGAGGAAGACGACGAGCCACUGAAGCUGACCGAGGAGGAGACGGAGCUGCGGAGCGACAGCGGCGUCCAUCACCCCUCUGCCUCAGAUUCCAGCCGGUUGGCGUUCCGGGAGGACCCCGGCAUCGACCGGGCCCCUUUGGACCAGAGGUUGCCCCAUGUUGCGGCCCCUCCUCACAGCGGGCCCCUGGAGGCCCUCAGAGCCUCUGAAACCAAGCGUACGUCAUCACCGAGCUCCUUGGAUUCUUGCGGCGCCACCCAGGGGCCGAACCCAGCCCCGAAGCCCAAACUGUGGUCCCUGGCAGAAAUUGCAACGUCUGUGGACAAAAACACAGGAAGUAGCGACUCGCCGCAGAGCAGGGGGCGGAGCUCUCUGAGCCACGGCCCCGCCCUGCCGAGGCACCUGUACUACGCCUCCCCGUUCAUCCCUGGAUACUCCAGCUUCAGGCCGCUGGGGCCCCUGCAGGGCGGCUCACACAUUAACGGAUUACAGCAGAAGAUGCUGCAGCGGGCCGAGGCCGCAGCCAGGGACUGCCGACUGCGCAGCCAGAGCCAGACAGAGCUGCAGGAGCUAAAGAGAGGCAUGACGAACGUGUAGCUGCUCAGAGAAUCCUGCUGAACUUUGACCCCCCCCCCCCGAGACAGUUUCACAGCUUUUCUAUGUUGAUCAGAUGUAACCUUUGUAGUGCGUUUCUGCACCCAACAUGACAUGUCAUUGAUUAAAAAAUAGUUUUAUUAAGA
Xiphophorus couchianus (Monterrey platyfish) is the source of this 2153-nucleotide messenger RNA. Its product is annotated as iroquois-class homeodomain protein IRX-5-like. Gene Ontology annotation, biological process: neuron differentiation; cell development; regulation of transcription by RNA polymerase II. Gene Ontology annotation, cellular component: nucleus. Lineage: Eukaryota; Metazoa; Chordata; Actinopteri; Cyprinodontiformes; Poeciliidae. Bases 871 to 2010 code for a protein of 379 amino acids. The record is from RefSeq and is a predicted model, not a curated record. Gene Ontology annotation, molecular function: DNA-binding transcription factor activity, RNA polymerase II-specific; RNA polymerase II cis-regulatory region sequence-specific DNA binding. The transcript has 3 exons.